GCUAAAGUUGCGCGACCCUCGGCGCGCUGUUGGGGGCGCCCUCCGCGGCGGGCAGCGCGCCAGGGACCGGCCUCCGCAGCUCGGGGCGCGAGAGGCUACACUUUCCCUUCGCCCCCCGCCCUCGCUUCCUCCCGCGCGGCCGCAGCGGAGAUUUCCUCUCGGGGAAACCACGCGGACUCUUCCCGGGGCUCCUCGCCCCGCCCCAGUUCUCCGCCCCCUCCUCUUUGCUGGGGAGCCGGUGCUAGCCCGCGGCGGGGAGGAGGCUCUGGCAGCCUGGGCCAGGAGGUGGCAGGGGGCCGCGGAGCCGCUGGCUACCAACUCGCCCUGCCAUGUGACGCCGCCCGCCGCCCAGCGACCCCCCGCGCCCCGGGCCCGCGCCCGCGCUCUGUGGCGCCGCGCACCAUGCUCCUGCCGGGACACGCGCGCCCACCGCCAGCGCCCCAGCCAGCACAGCAUCCCGGCCUCCGCAGGCAGGCGGAGCCUCCUGGGCAGCUCCUGCGCCUCUUCUACUGCACCGUCCUGGUUUGCUCCAAAGAGAUCGCAGCGCUCACGGACUUCUCCGGUAAGAAGCGACCUCCCUCGCUGUGCGCCCCCGGCGCCGCGGGGCGCCCAGGUUACCUAACCAAACUCCUGCAAAACCACACCGCCUAUGCCUGUGAUGGGGACCAUCUGGAUCUGCAGUGCCCUCGGCAUUCGACGAUAAGUGUCCAGUCGGCGUUUUAUGGGCAAGAUUACCAAACGUGUAGCGCACAGCAGCCUGCCUCCCAGAGAGAAGACAGCUUAACCUGUGUGGCGCCCACCACCCUGCAGAAGGUGCUGGACGAAUGCCAGAACCAGCGGACCUGCCACCUCCUGGUCAAUAGCCGUGUUUUUGGACCUGACCUUUGUCCAGGAAGCAGUAAAUACCUCCUGGUCUCCUUUAAAUGCCAACCUAAUGAAUUAAAAAACAAAACUGUGUGUGAAGACCACGAGCUGAAGCUGCACUGCCACGAAUCCAAGUUUCUCAACAUCUACUCAGCGACCUAUGGCAGGAAGACCCAGGAGAGGGACGUCUGCUCCUCGGAAGCCACGUGGCUCCCCCCCUUUGAUUGCUUGUCUUACUCGGCUUUGCAAGUAUUAUCCAGGAGGUGUUAUGGGAAGCAGAGAUGCAAAAUCCUCGUCAACAAUCACCAUUUCGGGAGCCCCUGUCUUCCAGGAGUGAAGAAAUACCUCACCGUCGCCUACGCAUGUGUUCCCAAGAAUAUACUCACAGCGAUCGAUCCAGCCGUUGCUAAUCUAAAACCUUCUGUGAAACAGAAAGACGGUGACUAUGGUAUAAACUUUGACCCGAGGAAACCAAGAGUUCUGAGGAAAGAUGGAAUUAUUGUCAGCCACUCCCUGGCAGCAUUUGCUUACCUUCGAGCCCACCCUGAAAGAGCUGCCCUGCUGUUCGUGUCCAGUGUUUGCAUUGGUCUGGCACUCACACUGUGUGCCUUGGUCAUCAGAGUGUCCUGCACCAAGGACUUCCAGGAGCUGCAGCUGGCGAGGGAGCACCUGGUGCCAGGAAGCGACAAAGCCGAGGAGGACAGCCAGGAUGAGGAGGGGGAGGAGGACUCCUCUGACUCCGAUUUUCCAGGGGAACUGUCGGAGUUUCGUAGGACUACAUAUCCUGUCUGCAGUUCCAUAGAGGCUGCAGAGCUGGCAGAAAGGAUUGAGCGCAGGGAGCAAAUCAUCCAGGAAAUAUGGAUGAACAGUGGUUUGGACACUUCACUCCCAAGAAACAUGGGCCAGUUCUACUGAAAACCAGAUGCAUCUUGAUGUGAUCACACUUUCUGAAGAGGGAAGGGUUGAAAAUGCCCCUCCAGUUCUGUUUCACUCGUACCUUCUAUGAAGGAGAAUUUGUCAUGUCGUCCAAUACUGGGGAAGCCAGAAAGCUCUUAAAGGGACAUUUCAAACUGUUUACAGCACAUUUCAAAAUAAAUAUGGAGGGAAGAA
Molecule: messenger RNA, 1974 nt
Organism: Balaenoptera ricei (Rice's whale)
Lineage: Eukaryota; Metazoa; Chordata; Mammalia; Artiodactyla; Balaenopteridae
Gene: EVA1C
Product: eva-1 homolog C
Exons: 8
Coding region: 403-1779 (458 amino acids)
Cellular component (GO): extracellular region
Molecular function (GO): carbohydrate binding; heparin binding
Source: RefSeq, a predicted model, not a curated record